Acanthopagrus latus (yellowfin seabream) is the source of this 2207-nucleotide messenger RNA. It is a transcript of the gene tmed2, whose product is annotated as transmembrane p24 trafficking protein 2. The record is from RefSeq and is a predicted model, not a curated record. The transcript is spliced from 4 exons. The coding region runs from base 185 to 790 and encodes 201 amino acids. NCBI's taxonomy places the organism in Eukaryota, Metazoa, Chordata, Actinopteri, Spariformes, Sparidae. Gene Ontology annotation, cellular component: Golgi apparatus; endoplasmic reticulum-Golgi intermediate compartment; COPII-coated ER to Golgi transport vesicle. Gene Ontology annotation, biological process: endoplasmic reticulum to Golgi vesicle-mediated transport; Golgi organization; intracellular protein transport.
CGUUUAAGCCCGUACGUGGCAGUCAGAGAGCAGUACACAGCAGCCGAGGCUAAUGCGGCUCCUCUCCCGCAACUGUUCACUCAUACAAACUGACAUCCCGCACUCGGACAGGAUUUACUGAAGCGAGGAACUCCCUCUACAUCGUCAGGCUUGGUGUGACGCUAGCUGUUUAAACAUUUUAAACAUGUUUACCGUGUCGGAGCUGGUUGUCUUGCUGGCCGUCCUGUCCGCCACCGCGUCCGGCUACUUCGUUAGCAUAGACGCCCAUGCCGAGGAAUGCUUCUACGAGCGGGUCAACUCCGGCACAAAGAUGGGCCUCAUGUUCGAGGUGGCUGAAGGCGGCUUUCUGGACAUCGAUGUCGAGAUAACGGGGCCUGAUGGCAAGCAGAUUUACAAAGGCGACAGAGAGUCCAGUGGGAAGUACUCUGUGGCGGCACACAUGGACGGAACCUACAAGUUCUGCUUCAGCAACAAGAUGUCAACCAUGACACCCAAGAUCGUCAUGUUCACCAUCGAUAUCGGAGAGGCACCUAAAAACCAGGACAUGGAGACAGAAGCCCACCAAAACAAGCUGGAGGAGAUGAUCAACGAGCUCGCUGUUGCCAUGACAGCUGUAAAGCACGAGCAGGAGUACAUGGAGGUUCGCGAGAGGAUACACAGAGCAAUCAACGACAACACAAACAGCAGAGUGGUGCUGUGGUCGUUCUUCGAAGCUCUGGUUCUGGUGGCAAUGACACUUGGACAGAUUUACUACCUGAAGAGAUUUUUUGAAGUACGGCGAGUGGUGUAGUGCACUUACAUGAUCCCUCUGUGUCCUCCACUGUUUUCUCCAACACCAAGACAGUUAUUUACACUCUGGAAAAUGAGACUGGCAGUUUUGAGUAAAGCCUACAUUUGAUUGGAUCUCAGAUGUUUUGUUCUCCUGUUACCCGUUUGGUUCCUUCUGAAAAAUGUAAUUUAGUGUUUGUUUGGAACGAAUGGCCAAAAGAUUCUUGGAUAGAUGUCAGAUUUCAUUAGUUUUUCUUUUGUUUUGUUUCACAGAUUCUUUUGUCCAACACUGUUUGAUAAUUACAGUUACAUACCAAUAACUAGCCAGUACAGAUUUGCCCGUGUGAAUGACUGUGAGGCUCAUAAUGUUAAGAAAAUGCAGGCUAAUGAAUAAGACGUAGAAAUGCACAUAAAUGGAUAGGCAUGUGUGGAGUCACCACAGGAGAAUGUAGCCCUUAUUAAGAUAUAAAUCAAGACUUCAUUCCUAUGAUUUAAAAAUGGCAAACAAGAAAAACAAAUGCUUUAGAAUUUUUGUCUGAGACGCUGGAGGUUUUGUUUCCAGUGUCUAAGCCAAGUCAGACAACGUACUGGCAGAUAUGUGAUAUCUGUACAUUGUGUUAAUGCUCUCAAAACAACAAAUUGCACUCCUGAUGGAUUCAUCUAAAUAUCUGAAGGAUUUACUCUGCAGCUGGUCUUUAAGGGAAACUGUACAGCUUCUAGCUCUGCCUGUUGAAUCAUAGCGUUCUGUACCACUGGAGGGGUUCAGUUCACAUCUUUUGCAGUGAAUCUACAUCACUCAGAACAGAACAGGCGAGGGGGUUUUCAUGGCCUCAGAGUUCACAAGUUGAUUUAAUUUUCAAACACUUCAUUUAAACUUUCACUUAGCAGUACGACCCUGAAGAGCUGAGGCAGGCUUGGAUUUUAAUCUGAACCACUUGGGGUGCAGCUCCCAAGUGUAGAGGAAUACUGAAAUACGUGUUACAUGUUGAUUGAGGGUGGGUGGGGGGGUCUGACACCUAUUGACUGCUGUGUGCUUUAGUUGCUCCUAUGAUAGUUAUUUUGUUGGGGUCGGGGAUUUUAAAUUAUAUGAUUGUAUACAAUUUUGAACUGUUUGUUUUUCUUGGAGCAUAUCCUGUGACGUGCAACUGUGUGGAUGUUUCAGAUUAAGACGUUUUACCUUUUUCUAUCCGUAUAUAAGGUAACAAAGUCCGGAAGUCUUUACAGCUGCAACACCGUCAUUGUCGCGUGUCACUGAAUAUGCUCCAGUUUUGUAUUAAAAACAAUCUUUGGUGAGCUCAGGCAGGUCAACUGCUCUGUACACAGUCUCCUCCUUUUUGUGACUACGACAAAAUCUGAUAAAUGGAUCUGUACAAAUGUAGAAUGGUUGUCUGUGGAAAAUGCCCCAGGUUUCAUAAUAAAGCCAAUAUUCUGUACAAUUA